Molecule: messenger RNA, 327 nt
Organism: Striga asiatica
Lineage: Eukaryota; Viridiplantae; Streptophyta; Magnoliopsida; Lamiales; Orobanchaceae
Source: the annotation of a GenBank genome assembly
GAAGUUCGUAAGAUAAUUGUGAUGUCUUUGCCUUCGUCAAGCGCAACUUUAUCAGUAAUUAUUGAUUUCACUCUGGAUGUAAAUGAGUCAGUACGAAAGGCAGCAUACUGUGUUCGAGCCAGUAAAUUUCCUCUACAGAGCCUCAGUAUCAAGCUCAGAACAACAAUUCUCUUGCGGGGUCUAACUGAUCGCUCUACAGCUGUUAAAAAAGAAUGCUUGAGAAUUAUGAAAGACGAGUGGCUUGAGAAAUGUUGCAAUGGAGACCCUAUUAAACUACUUAAAUUUCUUGAUGUCGAAACCUAUGAAUCAGUUGGGAGUAAACUAUGA